UUUCGUAUCCGCACCAGAGAAGCGUAGGUGGUAAAAAAUGGUGAAGUUUCUAAAACCUAACAAGGCGGUGAUUCUCUUGCAAGGCCGCUAUGCCGGCAAGAAAGCCGUGAUCGUCAAGACCUUCGACGACGGCAGCCGUGAGAAGCCCUACGGUCACUGUCUCGUUGCCGGGAUCAAGAAGUACCCUAGCAAAGUGAUCAAGAAGGACUCCGCGAAGAAGACGGCGAAGAAAUCUAGGGUUAAGGCGUUCGUGAAGCUGGUGAAUUAUCAACAUCUGAUGCCUACUCGUUAUACUCUGGAUGUGGAUCUGAAAGACGCUGUUGUUCCUGAUGUUCUUCAAUCGAAGGAUAAGAAGGUGACUGCGUUGAAAGAGACUAAGAAGAGGUUUGAAGAGAGGUUCAAAACAGGGAAGAACAGGUGGUUUUUCACCAAGCUUAGGUUUUGAAUAUUAGCUUUCGUUUCGUUUCUAGCUAUACAUUUUGAGUUUUAUUUAUUAUGAAUCGAUUAUGGAUGAUGAACUUGUGGCUUAGUUUUGAUUAUGUAAGAGAUUUUGUUUUUAGAUUUUGAUGGUAACUAAAUUGAAGGGUUAUAUGCAA
Messenger RNA from Vicia villosa (hairy vetch), 596 nucleotides. Its product is annotated as large ribosomal subunit protein eL27. Lineage: Eukaryota; Viridiplantae; Streptophyta; Magnoliopsida; Fabales; Fabaceae. Gene Ontology annotation, biological process: translation. Gene Ontology annotation, cellular component: ribosome; cytosolic large ribosomal subunit. The transcript has a single exon. Gene Ontology annotation, molecular function: structural constituent of ribosome. The record is from RefSeq and is a predicted model, not a curated record. Bases 38 to 445 code for a protein of 135 amino acids.